This is a messenger RNA of Dentiscutata heterogama, 555 nucleotides long. The record is from the annotation of a GenBank genome assembly. Lineage: Eukaryota; Fungi; Glomeromycota; Glomeromycetes; Diversisporales; Gigasporaceae.
AUGGAAAAUCAAAUUGUGUCAAACUUUUCAUGCCCAUUGUGUUCAAGCAAAACGUUUAAGAAUCUCAAAGGGUUACAUUUGCAUCAGAAUAGAGUUCACAAACAAAAUAACAACAAUUUUUCAUUACUAUUUACUGAUUCUUCACGUAUUUACUGCCCUUUAUGUCCAGGAAAAAGCUAUAAGAAUCUACAAGGGCUAGGUCGACAUGAAUCACUGAUUCACUCUAACUAUAAUAUUCCUCGUGUUGGUUUAAUACCUCAACCACUUGAAGCAAUUUCCGAAUUUAAGAAAACAUUAGUAUUUUUAAUUCAAGACAAAUUAAAAAAUGGGUGUCAGCAACGAAAACAACAUGUAAAUGUACCAUGCUUGGAAAGUUUGUUUGUAGGGAUUUUUUAUGAUAACAUUAAACGAUAUUCACCAAGCCGUGGAUUUUAUUACUGUAUAUUUGGUGGGGUAGGAGCAUAUGAAAUAUUAGGUCAAAUCUUUAAUGAUUCAAAUUGGGGUGUUCGUAAAUAUAAAAAUCAACAACAAUCCUGGGUGAUUUUAGUAUCUUAA